AUGCGAAGGCCCCCUCCCGAGAAUCAGCAAGUGCUGGUCACUGCCCCAUCUGUCGGCCUCGCCGGCGGUCUGGAGCCACCUCGCUUCCUGAGUCACCCGCAAAGUCCCCGCGUCACCUGCAGGGGCAGCAGCGCGAGCCGCGGACCCCCGGAGACACCGCGGGGAAGGCCGGUGGAUUCCCGAGCCCCUCUAAGCGGCGGGACUCCGAGGAUUCCCUCCCGCAGAGGGCGUCGCUGGCGCGAGCAGCGGCGAAACACCGCGUCCUCGGAGGACGUAAUGGGGAAAGCGGCGUCAGCGAGUUGCGCGCGGCGGACUUCCCGCGCGUCCCGGCUCAGCCAGCGCCUCCGAGGAGACCCCGCGCAUCUCCGUGGCCCAGAACGGACCCUCCGCCACCCCGAUCCCGGCGGUGCAUGCGUUCAGACCUCACACUGUCACACCCCAGGACCCCCGGCGGCACCCCAGUACACGGCGACCUUCCCGGCUGCCCGGUCUCCCAGCCUCCUCGGAGCCGGUCCCCGGCGAGCCGAGGUGUGUCCAGGACAGGUGGGCGGCGGAGGAGCCUGGACUGGCAGGGAGCCCCGGAGAGCCGCUACUCAAUCACCACUCAGGGGCAGGGGCGGGCAGCCUUUGGUGCCACCAGUAGCCGCGCUCCGCGCUCACCUUCCGCCCCUGCACCCAAAUCCCACAGCGAUUUCCAGCCGGCCCUCCCAGGCCACUUUCAGCGGCUUCCCAACAUGUGGCCUCGCGCGCUCCCUUCUAGAAACUGAUUCAGAAGGGCUACCUCUCUCCAUCAUUCUCGCUCCCUGCCCUGGUGCGGAACCCCUAAAAUCACCCGAGUCCGCGCGCCCGGCCAGAGCCCGCUGUCCCUCCCACCGGCGUCCUAUGCGCUCUUCAAAUCCGCUUUCCCCGCGCCCCACUUUCCAUGCGUCUUCCCUCCGCUCGGUCCCCCACGCCGUCCAGCGCUCUCACCGCUUCCCUCCGACCCCCAGGACAGCCCACUUCCCUCCCCUCUGCGGCUGUGCCCGGCCAGGCUGGCGCGCCCCGAACCCCAGCCUCCCCAUCCCGCAUCUGCUGGGUCCCCUCUCCCUGGCUCCGCGGGAGCCUCUCCUCUCCCCACGUCGACCCUGUGGCCCCCGCCCGAGCCAGUUGUCCCCUCCUGCGCCGCCCGUCGCCCCUGCGCGAGCACCCCAGUGGCCACCCGCUUUCCGGCUGGGCACGGAGGACACACGCCCGCCGCGCCCCCGGCUCCGAGCCCUGGCCCCACCGCCCAGCAGCCUCACAAACUUACUUGCGGGUCGCCAGGAGGGGGCUGCGGUGAGCGGCGGCUGGGCCCGCGGCGGCGAGUGCGCCCCUCUCGGCGGGGCCGGGCGGCGCGGCGCUGGCACUGCGCUCCGGCGGCCGCGCGCUGACUGGGCUCAGCCUGACGCAGCCGGGCUCUGCCCCCGCCGCCGCCGCCGCCGCCACCGCCGCCGCCGCCGGGGCCGCCGAGCGCUUCCAGACAUGCUCAGUUUCCGGACCUGCCCGCGUGGAAGCUACCAAGCGCGAGCGGCGGCGGGGGAGACGCAGGAGCCCCGAGCUGGAGGCUACCACGCCGGUGGCCGGGGGGGAGGGGGGGUGGAGAACGGGUGGACGCGCCGUGCCGCUAAAAAUAGCUCCUGCGGAAGCCGCUGGGCUUGA
This is a messenger RNA of Oryctolagus cuniculus (rabbit), 1677 nucleotides long. The record is from RefSeq and is a predicted model, not a curated record. Lineage: Eukaryota; Metazoa; Chordata; Mammalia; Lagomorpha; Leporidae.